CCCGAGUCCGCACUCGUUGUACCAAAGGCGCGCUAGGACAGGCGGAGCACUCAACGGAGGCGACUUACUGCUCCAAGAGCGUCCUCUAUAAGCAUGGAGAGGCUCGCUCGACAGGUUCAAGAGACCCAGAAGCUACUGAGCGAUCCCCAGACGAACUGGUUGGCCUGUUCCUCGGCAAUUGAGGAGCUGGCGACGGCUGUGGAGGCGCUCCGACCAUCUACGAGUCGCAAGGAUGCAGCUAAACUACUACUGAGCCUCUCGGGCAACAUCGUCACGCAGCUGACCUCGCACCGAUCGAAGCUGGUAAAGGACACGUGCGAGUGUCUACUAAGGAUCGUCAAUGUUAUGGGACGAGACUUCCAGGACGUGGCCAAUGCCUUACUGCCCCAUAUCGUCGGCACGGCCAAGAACUCAUCGGCAGCCAUCCGACAACCAGGAUCCAAGCUGCUAAGCAAGAUGUCAGAGGUCGUGCGGUACGACCUGUCGUUCCUGAAGAAGAUCUACAUGCCAUUAAUGCAGCGUAAGGAAGAUACCUCUGGAGGACACUGCGAUGCUUCGCAGGGGGUUUUAUCUGACGAGUUUAUGGUGUUCUGGAUGUACAGCUAAGGCUAGUAUGCUGGUGUUGGAGCAACUGGGGAUCAUUUUCGUCUACUGGAGUGAUAGCGAAGUGGUGCCAUACGAGUCGGACGUGCUGGACAUGAUUCGACGAGGACUGGAAAAUCAGGACGAAAAAGUCCGCAAAACGGCGCGUGAGGUUCUCGCGCGGUUCUCUUCACGAUGGAGUGAACGUGUGGAUGAACUGGUGGACAUGCCGUCAAGCCAAUCGAAAGCGCUACUUGUCAGUGAGCAUCGCGAUUCGCCACUAGCUGAAGCAAUCCUGAAGAAAUACCCGGAGUUGAGCAGCAAGUCGGAUUCGCUCUCUCGCAGCAGAUUAUCUUUUCCAGAGUCGCGCACCGGAUCUCGCAAGUCUCCUCGACACAAGCGUGAGCAGAAUGUUGAAAUUCUUGUAUCGAAGACUCCCCCUCCGAAGCAACGCGAGCAACGUGGAGUCUCAAUCCAAGAAUCGAACGUCGCAUUUACUGCGAGUACUAGUAUGAGAAGAAUGGCUACGUCCCCGGAGAGUACUGUACGUGAGAAGAAUGCAGACUCGCGGCGGUUAUUGGACGAUCUGGAUGUUCCGGGUGGUGACGAUGGCCAGCAAGAAGAUGCACUCGAGGCAUUCGAUGGUUCACAGAUGUACAAAACGGCGGAGUCGGAGAGUUCACAGCUGCUUGCACAAGAGAUUGGGGACAUCCCGAGUCCUCCACCUGCUAUUCCAAGCCGAGGGCGAUCAUCAAGUACAUCUAGUGUUGAGGUAGCAUCGCUGCGCCAUCCUGCCGUCCGAAAGCUUCAGGAAACAAAGAUUCCGAGCCCGUUGUCUCGUAGCCCAAGUCUUCUCAGAAAGAAGAGCCUGGACUCAUCUUCUAGCGCUACUAGUUCUCCAAAGCAACGGCCGUGUAUGCUCCCUCGCCCAGGUAGCUUUACGCAGGAAGCGCGUGGAAGUAGCGGGCCGUCCACACCUGUUGGUAGUUCGAAGCUUGAAGAGGACAAGACUGACACGAAUCCUUUGAGCGCAAGUGACGAGUAUUUCAGCAAGCCGAUCCCCAGUUCUAUUGCAACUCCGACACCGACACCUCCGUCGACAGACAACGUAACUCUCCGAUCUAGACGACGAAUGUUUGUCCGCGAAGACCAAGACAACUCGCUGCUGCAAACUUACGCUCCCGAGCUGUCGUCACCGGAGUUGUCAGCGUCAGAAGAGUUUGUUCAACCGCAGCAAGAGGAAAAAAUGCCGGGUGCUGUCGUGUACACAAGUUCAAUGGGCCAGGACGCAGCGUCACCUCUGCAUUACCAACUGUAUGCUGGCAACAGCGAUGAAGCAGAUGACAUUGGUCAACUGACAGAAGGGAGUGACCACAUUGAGUCCGACACUGAGUGGGACCACCGCCGACAGGAUUAUAGCGACUACCCUGUCUCUGAGGAAGAGGAGGACCAACAAAAGUCGAGUUUUAUCACGAAGAGUGAUACGUUCCCAGAUGAAUGGCAUCUUGACGACGGGCCCAGACACAAAUUUGAGCUUGAAGAUGACAUUGGCGAUCAUUUAAGUGACGAAGAGCAGGAUGGAGCCAAUGUUGUUGGCGCGGUGGAAGACAAGCAGAAAUUACUUAUGAACGAGGCGGAAAUGCUCGAAUCAGUAUCGCUCGAGAGUGUCGGAUCGACACGGCAGGAGUACUUCACGGCGCGAAGAGAUUAUGAAGAGGAAGAAUCUAUUGAGGAGCACGAGGAGCUGAUUACGGAAGACACACCCACCAGUGACGCGCUAGCUGGCCUGCUGAACGUUCGUGCCGAAAUGACACGCCUUCGUGAGAUCACACGAAAGGAAGAAAGCAGCUAUGGAUUGCCAUUCAAUGAACGUCAUGAUCCAUCUACACGGUACGGAGGAAAUACGACGGAUGCUGCUGAAGAAUCACAUGAAAUUUCGCAUGUAACGAGCGCUGUGUCUUGGGAGAACCCUACCAGUAAGGGACCGUCGUACUUGGAGCGCUUGACUAGCGCUGAUCGUUCUGCACGGAGCCCGCUUAUUACACCGCCUACUGAUGCUACGCGUGGAGAACCGAGUGACUUUAUGAAGCAGCAAUUACCGUUGCAAACGUUUGGACCGACUUUGCAGGACUCCGAUGAUGACCACGAACAGGUGGAGGGCAAGAACAUUUUUGCUGAACAUGCUCAAUCACCGAGUCCGUCGUCAGUAUUUGACCAGGCUACUAUGACGAACGAUGAACCCAAGAUGGAACCUGAAAGCUACAGCUUGCACGCAGAACCAAACACUGGUCUUCAAGAGGUUUCCCAGAACCAGGAGUCGUUCAUUGCCCAUGAUGCUCAUGCUGGACGUUUUGAUGCUGCAGAAAAACUGUUUGCUGCUGAGCAAGUCCACGAUUUCUAUGGCAGACCGCAAUCACCGCAUGAGCCUUAUAUGGCACAUCAGGGACGCGAGCAGGAGCUCUACAAGCGUUCUGAACCUUGCUACCCUGCACCAACACGGAUGGGCGAUAAGCUCGGUUCCGCUUUUGAACGUAAAGCGGUGACUAGAGAUGUCGAUGAUGCUCCAAAGACUGCCCUUGCUGAAAAUUUGAUCGAGGCAGACGAUUCUGGUAAAGAAGCUGCUCCAAAGCCAGCUCUGGAGAAGACUGAUGAAAAAGCUUCAUCGCCGCCGUAUCAACGAGUACCAAGCAUUGUUGAAUCGAUGCUGCCAGCAGAAAACAAGCGUGAUAUUAACCCGACACCUGCCAAGACGCCGGCGAAUGCUACACCAGAGAGAACUCCUCCGGCAGCCAAACUGAGCUGGGUUUACUCCUUUGGCAUCUCGCUUGUUAUGCUUCUGUCGGCAAUUUUCUGCAUCGCUGGCAUCCUCCACGCAGCAAAUAAAGUGAACGAGUCGCGCGAGUAUCACCUGGAUCUGAAAGAGCGUAUUGGAAAAUUUGAGUCGAGUAUCACUGAGUCCCACAAGAAGGUGCUCAAGCUGGAGAAGGACUACGCUAUCUGGAGUGAAUACGUCCGCAAACUGACCGAAGAAGACGAAGCGAAUGCCCUGACUCAGCUGCAAGCACUCCACGUUGAAGUGCAGAAAUGGCAACGUGACAUGCACGAAGACCUCGUGCAAUUCCGACAGGCGCUAUCGGUGGACUCCAUCGAACAAGCGUUUGCGAACUUGCGUGUGAACAGCACGAAGCAAAUUGGAGAUUAAGUAAGUACGACGAAAGCGACAGCGCCGCUCCAAAUAUUUGCCGUUGUCCAGGACAGCAACCACUGUUGCGUCCAUCUAUUUAACUAUACAGGACUACAGUAGAGCACUCUACUGCUGGUUCUGGAAAUCAAAGCUACCGUCCUCGUUUUGCGCGUUCUUGUCGACAGCAACAUCCAGUCCACGGUUCGCCUCCUUCAGCCUGUCGAGAGCAUCGUGUCCAUCUUUACCGAGUGUGUUUCCUCCCAUUUCCAGCGUCUUCAAAGACGGAUGCGAGUGCAGCGCAUCGAACAUCGUGACGCUGAGAGCCUCGUGCAACUGGUUGGCACCAAUGCCAAACGUUUCAAUGACUGAAUUGGCCAGCAAUGUAGGUAAUAACUCACUCAAUUGCUCACCCAGCUUGUUGUUGAACAGGUGAAGCUGCGUGAGCGACUGAGCCUUGAGUAACGGCGUCAUACCGACACUGGUAAGUCCGUUGUUGCCCAUAUCCAGGUACGUCAGUGUCGUGUUAUUCGCCUCCAACACAUCAGCAAGAAGCACAGCGCCUUCAUCCAGACACUUGUUGUUGUUGAUACGCAGAGUCUGCAGCGUCUUGUUCUCACGAAGACCUUCAGCCAGUGAAGCACACGCACUCGGUGUCAACUCAUUGUCCGACAAAUCGAUCUCCAUCAACGCCGUAUUCUGCUUUAAAGCAUCGGAUAGAGCAGCUACAUGCUGAUCCCGUAACUUGCACUCCUUAAGCUGUAACUUCGUCACCGACUUGUUCUUCGCCAGCGCAUUAAAGAACGUUGACGUUGCGCUCUCCAGUGCGUUAAACGACAAUUGAAUCGUCGAUAACGAGCAGCUCUCGCUCUCCACAAGAGCAGCCAAGUGGUCGAGUCCAGCACCUGAAAUCCCGACCACCGUCACAUUCAACUCCUUGACUCCCGACUGAGAGUUCUCCCUCAAUCCCUUAGAUAGUUUCUCGACUCCUUCGUCUCCAAUCUGGUUACGGGAUAGCGAUACAGUCGUUAACGACUUGUUAGUCUUCAGCAGCUCCGCGAUAGCCGCAGCGCCGUUCACGCCAAGCGACUUGAACUCCAAGUCCCAGUUCUGGAGUCCCGACUGGGCAUUGCGAGCCAAACCAGCACAUAGAACUUGCACAGCUUCAUCUCCGAGCUUCUCCGAACCGAGACUCAAGUGCUUAAGCGUCGUGUUUACAGCCAAACAAUCGGCAAAGGCCUGUAGUCCAAGGGGUCCCACCUGGUGACCGGACAGAUAAAGCUCUUCCAGUAAAGUGUUGCUGCUGAUGGACGAGGCCAA
This is a messenger RNA of Phytophthora nicotianae INRA-310, 5083 nucleotides long. RefSeq lists its product as hypothetical. The transcript is spliced from 4 exons. Bases 551 to 3784 code for a protein of 1077 amino acids. The record is from RefSeq and is a predicted model, not a curated record. Lineage: Eukaryota; Oomycota; Peronosporomycetes; Peronosporales; Peronosporaceae.